Cyphellophora europaea CBS 101466 is the source of this 1239-nucleotide messenger RNA. RefSeq lists its product as uncharacterized. The record is from RefSeq and is a predicted model, not a curated record. NCBI's taxonomy places the organism in Eukaryota, Fungi, Ascomycota, Eurotiomycetes, Chaetothyriales, Cyphellophoraceae. The transcript has a single exon. The coding region runs from base 1 to 1239 and encodes 412 amino acids. Gene Ontology annotation, cellular component: cytosol. Gene Ontology annotation, molecular function: L-allo-threonine aldolase activity. Gene Ontology annotation, biological process: L-threonine catabolic process; glycine biosynthetic process.
AUGGCUGUCUCCAAUAGCCUGCCUACACCCGCCACGCCCUCUACCACCCAAAAUGGCAGUCACAAAGAAUUCAAUGCUUGGACAUCGCCAGGACCAACAGCCUAUGAUUUUCGAUCUGAUACCAUGACCACACCAACGCUGUCGAUGCUCGAGGCCAUCAAAAACACCACCCUGUUUGACGAUAACUUCCUCGAAGACCCCACUACCAAUGAUCUUGAAGCCCACGUCGCUGAACUAACUGGCCAUGAAGCUGCUCUACUCGUCAUGUCUGGCACCAUGGGCAAUCAAGUGGCUCUGCGCACGCAUUGCACCUCACCUCCGUACUCCAUCGUCGUCGACCACCGAGGCCACAUCAUCAAGUACGAAGCAGGCGGCGUGGCCCUCCUCUCCGGCGCUCUAACCAUUCCUGUCACCCCACGCAACGGCCAUCAUCUCACCCUCCCAGACAUCCAAGCAGCCACCGUCCUCGGCGACGACAUACACGCCUGCCCGACACGCAUCAUCUCCCUGGAGAACACUCUCAACGGCACCGUCCUUCCUCUAGAUGAAUUCCGCGCCAUCUCCGACUUCGCCCGCGCCAACAACAUAGCCUUGCACCUAGACGGCGCGCGCAUCUGGGAGGUCGCAUCAACAGGCAAGCACGGCUCCCUGCGCGACUACACCUCCCUCUGCGACAGCGUCUCGCUCUGCUUCAGCAAAGGCCUAGGCGCACCCAUCGGCAGCGUCAUCGUCGGCAGCAAAGCCUUCAUCAAGCGCGCACGCCAUUUCCGCAAGAUGCUCGGUGGCGGCACUCGGCAAGCCGGCGUCAUCUCAGCCGCGGCGCGCGUCGCCGUCGACGAGCAGUUCGGCCUGGGCCAAAAUGGAGAGGGCGGAAAGCUGCGCGCCACGCACGAGCGCGCACGCCAGAUCGCCGAGACCUGGGAGAAGAAAGGCGGCAAGUUGACGAGCCCCACCGAGACCAACAUGGUGUGGCUCGACCUGGCUGCCGCGGGGGUAUCGGGCGAGGACUUCGUGGCGUCGGGCAAGAACCAGGGCCUGAAGUUGUUUGCAGGGCGCGUUGUGGUCCAUUUCCAGAUCAGCGAGGAUGCGGUGCGGCGGUUGGAGAUCGUCAUGGACGAGGUGCUGGCGUGGGGGAAGAAGACGGCGGGAACGAGGAAGCUUGGGCAUGAGCGCCCGGAGAACAUGUACGCUAACGGCAACGGACAGAGCGCAAAGGCCGAUGAUCGGGAUGAGAUGUAG